GUGACAUAAACGCUGUUGGCAGUGCAGAAAAGACGAGAGAAGGUUGCUGGAGCUGUUCGGGAGAUUUUAUUGUUUUGCAUUUGAACUAAAAGGACUUUGCGGCUAAGAUAUCUGUUUCCAACUUCAGCUACAGUGAUAGCUAAGUUUGGAAAGGAGAAAGGGGAGCUUUGGCGUGCGUUUGCCGAAAAUUUAAUGCACAGAGUGUCUCCCAUCGAUAGCCUUGCUUUACGAAGAUAAAUUAAUAUUGGGCAAACGUUAAUUAUUUCCGGCAAAGUAUUACAAUGGAUAACGCUGGAUCUAAGAAACCUUGCUGUGAAUCUGUCCAAGAGUUCUUCACAUCACCAAAGUUCCUUAUUUACCUGGGACAUGGACUCUCGACAUGGGGCGAUCGUAUGUGGAACUUCGCUGUUGCCGUAUUUCUGGUGGAGCUGUAUGGCAACAGCCUCCUGCUCACGGCUGUGUACGGACUGGUGGUGGCGGGGUCAGUGCUGCUCCUUGGAGCCAUUAUCGGUGACUGGGUUGACAAAAACCCAAGACUCAAAGUGGCCCAGACUUCACUGGUUGUCCAGAACUUUGCUGUCAUACUAUGUGGGAUCCUCUUGAUGGUGGUUUUCCAGUUCAAAGAACAGAUUGCAGAGUUAUACAAUGGAUGGAUUCUGACAUGCUGCUAUAUCCUGGUCAUCUCCAUAGCCAACAUUGCUAAUUUGGCCAGUACUGCCAUGUCCAUUACCAUCCAGAGAGACUGGGUGGUGGUUGUGGCCGGACAGGACAGCAGCAAGCUGGCAGACAUGAACGCCACAGUGCGGAUCAUCGACCAGCUGACCAACAUCCUAGCGCCCAUGUUGGUGGGCCAGAUCAUGUCUUUCGGCUCAAACUUCAUUGGCUGCGGCUUUAUUGCGGGCUGGAACCUGUGCUCUAUGUGCCUUGAGUACGGUCUGCUAUGGAAGGUCUACCAGAAAACCCCGGCACUGGCCUUGAAGGCUGGCAAAAAAGAAGAUGACCAGGAACUGAAACAACUUAACUUCCCGAAAGAGCUAGAAAACGGCAAGGGCACCGUAGAGGGCUCCCAGCUCAUGAACGAGAUGGCUGUCGUCAAGGCCGACUCUCCCAAGAAGACAAGCUGCUGCUACCAGAUAACAGAGCCCCUGCGCACCAUCCGCGACGGCUGGGUGGCCUACUACAACCAGUCCAUCUUUUUCGCAGGCAUGUCGCUGUCCUUCCUCUACAUGACGGUGCUGGGAUUUGACUGCAUCACCACGGGCUACGCUUACACCCAGGGCCUCAACGGCUCUGUGCUCAGCCUGCUGAUGGGUGCCUCAGCCGUGUCAGGCAUCUGUGGCACGGUGGCCUUCACCUGGGUUCGCAAGAAGUGUGGCCUAAUCCGUACAGGCUUCAUCUCGGGUGUGGUGCAACUCUCCUGCCUAAUUCUGUGCGUGGCGUCCGUCUUCGCACCGGGCAGCCCCUUCGACCUCAGCGUUUCGCCCUUCCAGGACAUCUACAGCCACCUGACCGGAGACAGCGGCAACUUACCAGAGGCCGACCAUCCGGCUAGCAUGCUAAACAUCGAUGGUCUGCUGGUCAACGGUUCGACCGCACUGCCUGCUGAAGAACUGCCGCCUCUGCAGUCCUACCUGUCAGUCAGCCUGCUGUUUGCAGGGGUUAUUGCUGCUAGAAUUGGUCUAUGGUCCUUUGACUUAACCGUGACCCAGCUCAUCCAAGAGAAUGUGAUCGAGUCGGAGAGGGGGGUGAUUAAUGGUGUCCAGAAUUCCAUGAACUACCUCCUGGACCUGUUGCACUUUAUCAUGGUGAUUAUGGCGCCCAACCCUGAGGCCUUCGGCCUUCUCGUCAUCCUCUCCGUCUCCUUCGUGGCCAUGGGCCACAUCAUGUACUUCAGGUUUGCCUUCAAGAGCCUCGGGCGGCGCCUCUUCCUCUGCUGCUCGCCAGAGCAGAAGGCCCAGGCCCUCCCGGACUCUCCCUCCUCGCUUCCCACCACCGUGUAGCCCAUUAAAGAGACGCUGUCCCUGCUAAUAGCUCUACCUGCAGCCUGCAGUGCACACUAUUGUCCACUCCUCCUCCUGCCCGCUAGCUAUCAACCUAAACAUGCUUGCGUCUAGCCGCCACAGCCCUAAUGUAUCUACUUUUGCGCCUAACCCUAGCAUGUGCUGUCCUUUGCCAUUGUGAUAUAGCAUUAGCUGUUUUGUGGAAGGGGGAAGAGUAGUGCAGCCACAGACACAGAGAAGCAUCCCAUCACAGAUAAAAAGCUCAGCUUGAAUGAGGCCUUAUAGAGAGGUGUCAAUAUUUCAAUCUAGCUGUCUUGUUAUUCAAGGAGCUGCAGCUAGAGCUACAGUAAAUGAGGGAGGAAAAAUGCAGGUAUUGCUUGCAGUUACUACGGUUACAGCUGCAUACUACUUAAGUAUGUUCUGUGGUUCUAGUGGUGUUUGCAUCUCAUUACAGCUCUGCAUCAGCUGCGGGAUUUUCAUUUCCACAUUUGUUUCUCAGUAGUUCAUUGUUACUAUAGCCAUUCAUGUUAGCAUUUCAAACGUCUCAGUUACUUAAGCUUUAGUAAUUGACAAUGAUUUAGAUUACCGUUUUUACCAGUGAGAAACAGGUUCUUACUUAUUUUGCUUAACGAGCCUGGGAUAAAGUCUCUUUAAUACAUGGUUAUAAGGGUUAUGCAAAUUAUUUAUUCAAGGAGUGCAGAUACUGAUAGAUAGAUAGACUGAACAAAAAUAUAAAUGCAACAUGUAAAGUGUUGGUCCCAUGUUUCAUGAGCUGAAAA
Molecule: messenger RNA, 2779 nt
Organism: Salvelinus sp. IW2-2015
Lineage: Eukaryota; Metazoa; Chordata; Actinopteri; Salmoniformes; Salmonidae
Product: solute carrier family 40 member 1
Biological process (GO): iron ion transmembrane transport
Cellular component (GO): basolateral plasma membrane
Molecular function (GO): iron ion transmembrane transporter activity; peptide hormone binding
Source: RefSeq, a predicted model, not a curated record